AGAAGACUAAUUUGCUUUUAAAACGAGAAGAAAUCAAGGAUUGUUUUUACGACAUUCAUAAACUGUAGGGCGGCAUUUUCAAGUAAACAGAAGAACGUUGACUCAAGUCUCACCCCUUUAUAUAAAACAGAAAGACAAAAAUGGCAGAAGUUGACAAUUCUAAAAACAUUACAAUGCUACAAGAGGAACUGAUAUGUCCUAUAUGUUUGGAUUUGUUUGAAAGACCUAUCUCGUUGCCGUGCCUACACAGCUUCUGUUUUAAAUGUAUUGAACAGAAAACAGCACGGGAUGCUACACAGCAGGUCUUUCCAAGAGGCUAUGUCAUUUGUACCUGUCCAACUUGUCGCAAGAGAAAUAUGACACCUAAUGUUGAAAACUUGCCAAAAAAUUUCAGCUUGGCUAAUAUAGUUGAAAAGUUUAAACAAGUGAUGGGAUUGAAAAAAGUCAUGUGUACCAUUCAUAAUCAAGAUGUAGGUCUGUUUUGUGAGGACUGUUUGUCACUAAUGUGUUUUACUUGUUUUGGAGACCACAAAGGACAUAAGAUAGAUGAUGUAAAGAAAGUCUGUGAAAGAUACAAGAGUAAAAUGGAGUUGACUUUAUUACCAGGACUGCAUAUGAAACAAAGACAGUUGGAAGGUGCUGUUGAACAUUGGAAUGGAAUUAUGCAUACUGAACAGGCAGGUAGAACACUGAGAAAUGAUCAUAUUUCUAAAGAGAUAAAAUUACUGAAAAACAUGUUGAAUGAGUAUAUGGUAGACAGAAUAAGUGGGAUGAUUGCCUACAAUUGUAAAAUGACCAAUCAGCUGAUCACACAAUGUGAAAAUAAAAAGAAAAUAGUGGAGAAAGAUCUUAUAAAUGUGAAGAAGCUGAUCUCUGAUAUUAUAUCAGACACUGAUCCUGCUAGGACAUUAUUGACAUUUACAGAAAUAACCAAAAGGGGAGACCAUGAUAUAGAAAAACUGUCAGAUUAUGCAAUGGACCUCCCAAAGAAGGCAAUUAACAUGACAUUGGAUCCUAUAUGGAGGAAAAAAUUAGAAGAAUUCAGUAACAGUAUUAAAAUGACAAUAUCUGGUGUUGAGGAAGAUAAUAUAGAGCUACCAGUGGAAAUUUUAGAUGAGAAAAAGAUAUUUAGUCUGAAUAAUUUACCCUACAGCAUCAAAAUAACUGAAAUGGAGGAGCAGAUUAAAGCACUAAUUCCUUUGAAGAACGUUAUGUCACUGGACUGUAUGUUUGAUAGACAGAAGGUCAUGGUUCACUUUAGCACAUUAAAUGUAGAGUUCUUAAACCUCCACAAGGAUACAACUCCUGAAACAGUGUUUGCCUGGGAAAUAAAAUUACAACGUGAAAUUCAACCUGUCAAGUCAUCAUCUAAAGUAACUGAGGAAGGGAUAGAAAUUAAUUUGAUUAAAGCAAAAAAAGAACAGUGGGAGAUUCUUGAAAGGGCAGCAAGCCCAAUUAUCUCAGAGAGCAGUGAAUUAGCACAGAAUGAUUCAACUUCUGUUGAGAAUACUACUCAGUCAUCACAACCAUGUCAGUCUCCAAAACCAUCCACUAGUUAUGUAUCAUGUGUCACAGCAGGUUCAAAGAAAAGACCUUCAAUGGAUGGAAAUGAUUGUCACUCAAACACUAGUUCAGGAAGAAAGAAAAGAAAGAGUUUACAAAACUCGGAUGAACAAGUUGAAGACUUGUUAAAAGAAAUGGUAGACACAAAAGAAAUACUAAAUUUCAUAAACACAAAGAUUCUGAUAACAUACCCAGAGUGUGAUGUGGCAAACAAAACACAAUUGAUUAAGGAAACUUUACAAAAGCUAUGGACAUGACAGACAGAUUUUUAAAAUCUUGAAUUGAUUGAUCACCAAGCAUUUGGCCACAGUAAAACAACUUGCACUAGAAUGAGGACCUGUUAUACAUAAAUUAAAGAAUUUGAUUGAAUGUUAUAAAGGACAUGCAAGUUUAAGACAAGUUGUUCUAAACAGCAGGCACUGUUUACAUUUAUUUAUUUCAUGUUAUUAACUGGUAUUAUCUAUUGUUCAGUUCAGUUAUUAUUAAAGACCAAUAUUUUAAUGUUA
Molecule: messenger RNA, 2069 nt
Organism: Mytilus trossulus (common blue mussel)
Lineage: Eukaryota; Metazoa; Mollusca; Bivalvia; Mytilida; Mytilidae
Product: tripartite motif containing 13-like
Exons: 15
Coding region: 141-1820 (559 amino acids)
Molecular function (GO): zinc ion binding
Source: RefSeq, a predicted model, not a curated record